CAGGCUGACAGCUAGUCGUAUGAGGGCAGAAGCUAACCAGCCAUUUGCUGAACGUAGUAUCAUACUACUAACUACUUGACUUGUCCAGUUCAUAGUCAUUUCUUAAACAGAAAACUUGAUUCUGACGCUCCUGGAAAAGUUUAUUUUUGGAUAGCGCCACGAGCACGCAUCCACAUCCCGGCACAACUGCGACAACAGCAGGUGGAUGCCGCCAUGCCAUUUGGGUGCCUUGCCCUGCGAGAUGGGCGGAGCUACAGCAGCAUAUCUGAUGUCACUGACAAGUACGAGAUUGGACAGAUCCUCAAAGCGAAGGAGUUCUGCGAGCUAUGUCUGGCGAAGGACAGACAGACAGACAAGGUCUUCGUCUGUAAAAAGUUCCUGAAGAAGGACGGCAGGAAAGUACGCAAGGCCGCCAAGAACGAGAUCAUGAUCCUGAAGAUGGUCAACCACCCUAACAUCUUACAACUGAUCGACACCUUUGAGACCCGGAAGGAGUACUUCAUCAUCCAGGAGCUGGCCACGGGAGGAGAUGUGUUUGACUGGAUCCUGGAUCAAGGGAACUACACAGAGAGGGAUGCGUCGAACGUCAUCCGACAAGUUCUAGAAGCAGUGGCUUACCUGCACUCCCUCAACAUUGUGCAUAGGAACCUGAAGCUGGAGAACCUGAUGUAUUACACUGAGAACAACCACAAGAAAGUCGUUCUGCGUGACUUCUACCUGUCCAAGUUCGAGAACGGUUCCAUCACAGAGCCCUGUGGAACACCAGAAUACCUGGCUCCUGAGGUAGUGGCUCGUCACCGGUAUGGUCGGCCAGUGGACUGCUGGGCUGUGGGGGUCAUCAUGUACAUACUUCUAUCGGGUAAUCCUCCGUUUUACGAUGAAACGGAGGAGGAAAACACUGAUUUACACAAUCGAAUCAUCUUCUGUCGCAUCGUCGGCGGAGAGUUUGAGUUUGACUCCCCGUACUGGGACGACAUCUCUCCUGCAGCCAAGGAGCUGGUGUGCAGGCUGAUGGAGGUAGACCAGAUGCUUAGGAUUACGGCCCAGGAUGCACUGUGGCAUGAGUGGAUUGCAGGGAAUGGGGCCUCAGAGAAGAAUCUGAAGGCAGGAGUGUGUGCCCAGUUUGAGAAGAACUUUGCCAAAGCCAAGUGGAGGAAAGCGAUACGUGUCACGACUUUCAUGCAGCGCCUGCGGAACUCGGAGGCCCAGAAUGACGGAGCGGCGGUGGUUGGGAAGGGGAAAGGUGGAGGAGGAGGAGGAGGAGGAAAGGAAGACCAGGGGGCGCCACCUAGUGAGGGCCCGGGAGGGAAGGGAGGGGAGGGCGAGGGAAGGGUUGUACCGAGCGCCGGGUCUCCGGAGGUGACAGUGGAGAGCACCCCCACAGGGGAAGGGCCGGAGGGGGAGAGAAACGGGGGAGGAGGGGUGAGGAAGGGAAUCCCCCUCAGCCCCUCAGUAGGGAUAUCCCCCUCGGCCACCAGCGACCCUCUCUCUCGGCCUGGCCAAUUGCAAACGGCGCCAUCCGGAGUGGAAUCAGACAAGGGCGGGGCAAAGAGAGGCACCGUGGACGGCGCCAGAAAAAUGGCGGCUGUUUUGGGGCAGAACAAAAUGGUACCAGACACCAAAACAUCUCCCGCCGUUACCCCUGACCCCACUGAACUCCCAGACUCCCUUGUGACCAAAGGGGCAGUCCCAGAGGCAGACGCCUCAACGCUGCUUAGCAAGGCUGGCAAGAAACACACGUCCACCUCCCCUGACACCCACAACCGACGCAAGAUGGCCGCUACACUCCAUGGCUCAGUCUCGGGCACCACCGCUACUACUGUCUCGGCCACAGCGCCCUCAACAGAGAGGAGGCCAGUGGUGCAGGACGGGGAUAAGGAUGAGAACGAGGCCAGCUGGUGUCAAACCCAGCUUCCGGAGGAAGUGGCUGAAAAACCAGUGGCGGUCGGGGUGGGGGCGGAGACAGUGGUGGGAGUGGCAGCCGAGGCGGUGUUAGGCUUGAGGGUUAGGGGCGAUGUCAGCCCUGUGACGAGGCGGGGGACAGGAGUGAGGGUGGAGAGGCACAGUGCGGAGUUCAGCAUGGCAAGGGGUGGGCCUACCCCGGCCCCUGGCUCCUACAGUGUAGGGAGCUCCGCUAGUCUGGGCCGCAGCGCCACCCCAUACAACCCCGAGGUGGGGGCCAUGGGGAUGAGCAUGACGGGGGGUUACGGGAGUCCUUACUGCUCUCUGUACACGGGCGGGGCGGGGAUGGGGAUGUACCGGGGUCAGCCCCAGGGAGGGGUGGGAGGGAUUGGCAGCAGCAGCGACUGGCAGAUGGACAGCGUGAUCGAGCAGAUCGAGAAGCAGAUGGCGGCCGUGCUGGAGAAGAUAGAGGGCGACAUGCCCUCGCUGAUGGAGCAGAUCAGUGACUGCCCCCACGAGCCGCCCCGCGCCCGGAGCACCCACACCUCACCCAUGGUGACCCGCGCAGGUUCCGCCGCCGCAACUCCCCCGCCCCUCCCUACCUCCCCCAGGCCCCCCCUGCCCUCCCUCCCCCACCUCACCAUCCCCCCUCCCUCAUACCCCCCGCCCUCCCCGCCCACCCAGUCCCCGGGCCAGUCAGGGGAACAGGAGGAGAGAGACGGCCAGCGGGGGGCUACGCUCUCCAGUCAGUCCCCGAGCGCCAGUAUGGGAGGAAGGGGCCCGUGAGGCAGCAUUGAGAGUAUGUCUGGAUUACAGAACAGAGGGACGAGGAAAAGACACUGCUGCAUUUAGAAGCUUAACCCUUGUGC
This is a messenger RNA of Osmerus eperlanus (European smelt), 2771 nucleotides long. RefSeq names its product CaM kinase-like vesicle-associated, like (gene camkvl). Bases 214 to 2688 code for a protein of 824 amino acids. Gene Ontology annotation, biological process: peptidyl-serine phosphorylation. The record is from RefSeq and is a predicted model, not a curated record. The transcript has 11 exons. Gene Ontology annotation, molecular function: ATP binding; calmodulin binding; calcium/calmodulin-dependent protein kinase activity. Gene Ontology annotation, cellular component: intracellular anatomical structure. NCBI's taxonomy places the organism in Eukaryota, Metazoa, Chordata, Actinopteri, Osmeriformes, Osmeridae.